Molecule: messenger RNA, 1551 nt
Organism: Venustampulla echinocandica
Lineage: Eukaryota; Fungi; Ascomycota; Leotiomycetes; Helotiales; Pleuroascaceae
Exons: 3
Coding region: 1-1551 (516 amino acids)
Biological process (GO): protein import into peroxisome matrix
Cellular component (GO): cytosol
Source: RefSeq, a predicted model, not a curated record
AUGGUUGCCGAUACAGUUUAUUACGAUGCGCUAGGCGUCAAGCCAGAUGCCUCGGAAUUGGAGAUCAAGAAGGCAUAUCGCAAGAUGGCAAUCGUCACACAUCCCGAUAAAAACCCUGGCGACGAGACCGCACAUGCGAGGUUCCAAACCGUCGGUGAAGCCUACCAAGUGCUCAGCAACACUGACCUGCGGAAAGCAUACGACAAAUAUGGAAAAGAUCAUGCCCUGCCGCAAGAAGGGUUCGCUGAUCCUGCGGAGUUCUUCGGCACCAUCUUUGGAGGGGAAGCGUUCGUAGAUCUUAUCGGCGAGAUCUCGCUCAUGAAAGAUCUUACCCGAACAAUGGAUAUCACGAUGCAGGAACAACAGGCAGAAGAGGAGUUCCCUGGAGAGGAGGCCGCGAAACAAGAAAGUCUAACGGAGGAGCAGGCGAGACAAGCGGCUGCAGCGACUACAACUGGGGAAAGUUCACAUGCUGUGCCGGGCCCAUCGGUCGCGGACGCGGCGGAAGGGGAUUAUAAAGGGGAUUAUAUCCCACCGGCUUCUACGCCAUUUGAGAAGCCUACUGGUACCGCUGCCGCCACUCCGAGUCCGGUUGGGUCUGGAACGUCUACUCCAAGAAGGACGGGCAUCCCUAUGCGCCAGGCGAUUAUGGACAAGACGGAGGAAGACGCACAGAUGUCUGCUGCGGGGUUGACUGAAGAGGAGAAAGAACUGCGGAAGAAGGACAAAAAGAAGGGCGGGUUGACGAAAGCCCAGCGCGAGGAGCUUGCGGAAUAUGAGAGAGAGCGAGCUCGUAUACGAAAGGAGAGAGUGGACACCCUAGCAAAGAAGUUGGUCGACCGAAUCAGCAUAUGGACCGAAACUGAUAAGGGCCGCGAUGUCACGGAAGCCUUCCAAGAAAAGACCCGGCUGGAGGUCGAGAAUCUGAAGAUGGAAUCAUUUGGGCUUGAUAUUCUACACGCGAUUGGACAGACUUAUAUGCAAAAGGCUACAGCCUUGUUGAAAUCCCAAAAGUUUCUCGGUAUCGGCGGUUUCUUCUCGAGACUGAAGGACAAGGGAACGCUGGCAAAAGAGACCUGGAACACAAUUUCUAGUGCGAUCGAUGCGCAGAUGACGAUGGAAGAAAUGGCAAAGGCUGAGGAGAAGGGAGGAGAAGACUGGACUGACGAAAAGAAAGUCGAGUACGAGCGUCGCGUAACAGGAAAGAUAUUAACUGCCGCGUGGCGUGGAAGCAAGUUCGAGAUUCAGAGCGUGUUGCGAGAUGUGUGCGAUGAGAUCCUGAACGACAAGAAGGUACCUAUGUCAAAGAGGCUGGAGCGUGCCCAGGCGCUCGUAAUCUCUGGCGAGAUUUAUUCAAAGGCGCAACGCAACCCAGAGGAGGAAGGCGACUACAUGGCCUUCGAGCAACUCGUUGCCGAGGCUGCAGCGAAGAAGGAGAAAGAUGGCAAGAAGAAGGGCAAGAAAGGAUCUGAUGAUGGGAAGCAUCACCAUCACCAUGCUGCUACGGCCGAGGAGACUGCGGCCGAUGCGCCUAAUGUGCCCAAGUCUUAA